AUGGUAGUUCGUGGCGGGGGGCGGGGCAGCUCAGCCUUGCGGCCCCGGCGCAACACCGGCCACCGCAGAUCGUCGAUCGCUGCGGCUGGGAAGGAGGGUGUUCGCGGUGCAGCGCGGCUGGCAUCUGCGGCUGCCCGGUGGACCCUCCGCACCGACUGCCCCGGCGCGCGUUUCUCGGUCCAUCGAUCGGUGGGUCGGCGCAGCUUGCUAGAAGCCCCUGGCUCCCGGCACCCUCUGAGAGGCGACACCAGACCGAUGGCGGCUCUGUCGGCGGCGGCGACGGCGGCGGCUCUGUCGGCCGUGGGGGUGCGGCUGUCGCGCUCGGCGGCGGCCCGCGGCUCGUACGGCGCCUUCUGCAAGGGGCUCACGCGCACCCUGAUCACCUUCUUCGACCUGGCCUGGCGGCUGCGCACCAACUUCCCCUACUUCUACGUGGUGGCCUCGGUGAUCCUCAACGUCCGCCUGCAGGUACACAUUUAGGGCAACUGACCUUAUGGCAUUCGGGGGUCCCGGAAGGAUGGCUGGCUUCCAUCCCCGGCUCCCCCGCUCUGGAGCACAGCGGCCAGUAGGGUCGCGCGGCGGACUCGCUGGGCUGCCUUCCCACCGCCUUAUCUUUCCCUGUCAAUGGGCGGCUAGAAAUCAUCGUUUGCAGAAAGCCUACAGCAUAACCAAAAAAGCCGAAGAUAGAAUGAAAGGGUGAUUCUCUAGGAAAUAGUUCAAGGAGCAGGAAAGAACUUUAAACUCUGAAAAUCCUCAGAAAUACUUGCGACGUUCUUGCAGCCGUAAAACCCCAAACAGCGCGAACGAGAGGAAA
Molecule: messenger RNA, 814 nt
Organism: Neogale vison (American mink)
Lineage: Eukaryota; Metazoa; Chordata; Mammalia; Carnivora; Mustelidae
Product: small integral membrane protein 10-like
Exons: 2
Coding region: 1-480 (159 amino acids)
Source: RefSeq, a predicted model, not a curated record